AUGCUCACGGACUCAGCAAUAGACAGGCCCGACGACGUAGAGAGAUCGGCCGCGGCACCGCCCGUCAUCCUCACCCUGAUCCGCCAUGGAGAGACGACGGCCAACCUGGCACGCCUCCUCCAAGGCGUAGCCGACUCGCCCCUCACCGUCUUUGGGCAGGCGCAGGUGGAUGCUCUGGCCAGUGCCUUUGCAUCGACUCUCGAUCCGCUUGCAACGCCUCUCGAAGCGCAGGAAACGCCAAGCAGGGCCGCCAAGGCUGGAGCGUCGAGGCUGGACCUGCCGCCGCCCACCUUGGUCGUCUGCAGCCCGGUAGGCAGGGCCAGAAAGACGGCCGAAGCCGUCUACAAGGCGUGCGGAGGUGUGGCACCGGCAGAGACCCUCGUGGACGCUUCGUCGGACGAUAUGGCCCGCACCGCAAGGCUGCUCGAUGCACAUCGGCGGCCGCCGACGCGGGAUGGCCUGCGCCUGAUCGUAGAUCCCGGUCUGGCCGAGCGCGACUUUGGCCCCUAUGAGAGCACGCGCAACCGGCAGCAUGUGGCUGGCUUCGAAAGGGGCAGGGGCAAGGGCGAGGACAAGGCAGCCUUCAAGGCGAGGGUGCGCAGCGUGGGACGAGAGUGGAUCGAAGCGGCCACGGCGCUGUCGCAGCAGCUACGGCAGGAUACCCGCGUCGACGACAUCGACGGCGUCGCCGGGGCGCAGACGGCGGCGGCGGCGGCGGCGGCGGCAACGCCGCACCUGGUGCUCGUCAGCCAUGGCAUGUGGAUCUCGUCGUUCCUCAACCUGCAUCCGCCGACGACGCUGCGGCGGGUACCCGGCCAGCCAGACUUCCUUCCGUUCGCCCACAACACGGGCAUCUUUUCCCUCUCGGUCGAGGCGGCAGAGGCCGGAGGAGUCGCAAGGGCGAAGACGACGCUCUUCAAGGCCAACGACGUCCAACAUCUCGCCAACGUCAAGCGCCAGCGCGGUGGGAUAGGGCGGGUGGCGCAUGACGAGCGGCAGACCAAGCUGCAGGGCUUCUUUGCUCCCCUCGGCACCAAGCGCAGGGCGGAGGAGCCGGUGGCGGCGUCGGCCUCUGUGCCGGGCGAGGCGAGCGGCCCCGUCGCGACAGAGGGCAGCAACAAGAAGAGGGCAGCGGCGCCGGUCGUAGCGGAGGCGAUAGAGGGCCAGAUCGAAGAGGGGAGCUGA
This is a messenger RNA of Pseudozyma flocculosa PF-1, 1185 nucleotides long. RefSeq lists its product as uncharacterized. The transcript has a single exon. The record is from RefSeq and is a predicted model, not a curated record. Gene Ontology annotation, molecular function: fructose-2,6-bisphosphate 2-phosphatase activity. Gene Ontology annotation, cellular component: cytosol. Gene Ontology annotation, biological process: positive regulation of DNA repair; fructose 2,6-bisphosphate metabolic process; fructose 1,6-bisphosphate metabolic process. The coding region runs from base 1 to 1185 and encodes 394 amino acids. Lineage: Eukaryota; Fungi; Basidiomycota; Ustilaginomycetes; Ustilaginales; Ustilaginaceae.